Molecule: messenger RNA, 1262 nt
Organism: Anas platyrhynchos (mallard)
Lineage: Eukaryota; Metazoa; Chordata; Aves; Anseriformes; Anatidae
Source: RefSeq, a predicted model, not a curated record
CAAGAAAAAAAAAUUAAAAAAAAAUUAAUCCCCCCCGCUGGCUGGAGGCGGGCUCGCAGCGGGGCCGGGCGGCGCUGCCCGCGGCAUGGAGCUGCCCGCAGCCGGCCCCUGCGCACCCGCGGGACUUGCGCCUCCAGCCAUGGGGCCGGGGAGCCCCCCGAGGAGCGCUGCCCUCAUCCUGCUGGUGCUGCUGGUGCUGGGCGCACGGCCAGAGGCGCAGGAGACGGGUGUCCGCAGGCAGCAGAGACACGGGCAUAGCCUGAAUCCCAACAGUUCUUGGUGGGAUAUGGAGUACAAAGGACUGCUGCACAGUAAGAAAACCCUUCCUGGGGCUGUGGGCUCACACAAACUCUCCAGCCUGCUCAGAAGCAGCUCUGCCCUCGGUCACAAGGACAGCAGAAGUUUGCUGAGCCAGAACUUGGGCCAGAAAUCACAAGAAAAGCAGUUGUCCUGUGACAUGCUCCUUAAACUCUCCAGGUAUAUUUUAAUGGAUACCUUUGGACCCAGCUUGGCCUGGAAUCUCUUCCGAUUUUAUCACUGUGAUCGGGAAGUCAACUUGCCCAAAAUUCAUGUCAGUCCUCUCAAGCUGGCACAGCACAAGCUGAAGCCUUUCCUGCUGCACAGGAUGCUUCAGCUGCUCAGGAACAUGGGAGUGCUCUCCGAAAGUCAGCAGUCCAAGGUCUUCGCUCUGCUCAAGAAGCAAAUGCUGAAAGCAAGGAAAACACCCGUAAAGCCCCAAGUGGAGCAAAGUGGUAGGUACAUAAGGAGGAGAUGGGUUGGAUUCUGUCACGCCGAUGGGGCUGAGGUGGGAGCCAGGCUCGGUGCGCAGGCCCUGGUGCUUUGCUGAGCGAUGACGAGGGCUGAGGUGCUCAGCCUGAGGCAGGAGGUGUGUGCUGAGGUGGCUGGCAGCAGCCACAGUCUGCACAAGAGGAGCCUUUGGGGCGGCGUGUGGAGGGCAGUCGCCGCCGAUGAGCCAUAGAUUGGUUGUGAGCUGUGUUGGUCUGUGGGAAUCGAUACCGGCGCUAAAAGCCGAGCUGUGGUAGUGCUGUACCCGGCUUGGUGUGGUUGCCAGGCUGAUCUCUGCCUCAGAGAUCACCUCUAAUGCAUUAGGAGUGUGCUGCCACGGCUCCCCAGGGCACGGCUGUGCCAACGCCUCCCGCUGCCCCGCUCGGAGCUGGGGGCUGCCUGCGGAAACCUGUCAGGGGGCUGCGUUGCUUGGAAAAACAUAAAAUCUAGGAAGAAUUACAAAAUAAAUAAAGUGA